This is a messenger RNA of Peronospora farinosa, 1896 nucleotides long. NCBI's taxonomy places the organism in Eukaryota, Oomycota, Peronosporomycetes, Peronosporales, Peronosporaceae. The record is from the annotation of a GenBank genome assembly.
AUGGAGCACGAGAUGGAGACGUUUCUAAAACAACACCAAGCACAGCUAGUAGCAGCUCAAGUCCCGCAACUAUUAUGGCCUGUCGUGUACUAUAAACUCAAACACGAAAUCUUUGAUGCUGGCAAGUAUUUCUAUUUGGCUCAAGAUGAAGAUAAAGAUUUGCACGUUGUUGUCCGUGAUGACGUCGAUCUAAAACCCGUGCAGCCGGAAGGAGAAGAUGCUUUAUUUCUAAUAGAUCAUGCCUGGACAUUUACACUGGAAAAGGUCUACGAUCAAUUGAAUCAUCUCCCAUCACUUUUGGAAAGAAUGGAAACUCUGAUGCAAUUAGAAAUGGAAGAAACACGAGACCUUUCAACGGAGAAACGUGUUGAAAAAGUUGCCAAUUGUGUGUGGCGAUACGCCAAUACGUAUCGAUUUGGCAAUGUGAAGCCUGAAGAAGCUUCAACCAUUUGGUACGUGAUGGACGAAGUGGGAUCUGCUAUUGAACACGCCGACGAGCCAAAUGUCCGCAUGGCGCCAUUCUAUUAUGGCAAGUCACAGUGUGCGUUCUCGCUCGUGUGGACUGUACAACCAAUUGAAGCCGGAGACUUUCUAUCCCGAGACUAUUUUCCAGAUUUUGCAGCUGAUGAUGCAAUGCACACGGCACUGCUUGCUGCAUUGUUUUAUAAGUCUGGUAAGGCUGAUAGUUUGUAUGUGGAAGAGCUUCAAGAGAUCGUCAGGGGACGCAAGCUGGCAUACACGCUGGAGAGUGCUCGUGCAAACUUUCGCGCUAUUGUUAGCCGUGAUGCGGAGACGUUCCCGGACCCGGAGACGACUGUCACGUCGACACCGCUUUCAGCCGUUGUUGCCGGCUCGGAAUCACUACGAGUGUGUUCUGAUCUGAAGCUAGUGCACGACAACUUGACCCACUCGCGUUUUACUCUUGUGGACAACGAGGAUGAUGCACAGGUCGUAUGGCUCACCCAUCACCUCAAGGACUUUCCAAAGUAUACCACAAACGAUAAUGUGUACAUUAUCAACCAGUUUCCGAACGAAAAAGUUCUUACGUGCAAGGAUCUGCUUUACGAAAUGUGCAAGUUGCACAAUGGCGGUGAACGACCAGACUGGCUCGCGGAGACCUACAACAUGAACAGCGAGUUCCCUGAGCUUAUCGCGCAGUUUAUUCGUCGCGACUUGAUUGCCCAUAAGAACGGCGAUGGCGAUGAUGACGCCAACCACUGGAUCUGCAAACCCUGGAACAUGGCUCGGUCCAUUGACACAUGCAUAGCGCAGAAUGCACCGCAUCUCGCUCGCCUAGCCGAGACUGGCCCCAAGGUUGCGUGUAAGUAUCUUCAUCGUCCGCUAUUGAUUGACCAACGCAAGUUCGACUUCCGUUUCCUCGUUAUGGUAAAGUCAACAGAACCGUUGGAGCUCUACCUCAGUGGUGUCUACUGGCUUCGCAUCGCGAACAAGGAGUUUACUAUGGACAAUUUUGAGGAUUUUGAAAAGCACUUUACCGUCAUGAAUUACUCGAAUUUUGCUGUUCGGAUCAUGGACAAUGCUGAGUUUGUGGAUCGAUUUGACAACGAAUACCCGAGCGAGGACUGGUCCGUCGUGUACGCCGCUAUCUGCUCUUCCAUCAAGCAGCUGUUUGAGUUUGCGACGGCACAGCCUCCCCCGCUUGGCCUGGGUCGUUGCACAAAGUCGCGUGCCCUCUAUGGCGUGGACGUGAUGCUAUCGUGGGAAGCCGACGAAGAGACUGGUGACGAGCAAUUGCGUCCCGUGAUCUUGGAGACCAACUACCAACCAGACUGCACUCGCGCUUGCAAGUACUAUCCGCAUUUCUACAACGAUGUGAUGAACGUACUGGUGUUGGACCGCCCGGACGACACGGUGCAUGGCUGCACGCGUCUUUAA